Molecule: messenger RNA, 2379 nt
Organism: Liolophura sinensis
Lineage: Eukaryota; Metazoa; Mollusca; Polyplacophora; Chitonida; Chitonidae
Product: 70 kDa neurofilament protein-like
Exons: 12
Coding region: 61-1659 (532 amino acids)
Biological process (GO): heterochromatin formation; nuclear pore localization; protein localization to nuclear envelope
Cellular component (GO): nuclear lamina; nuclear envelope
Molecular function (GO): structural constituent of cytoskeleton
Source: RefSeq, a predicted model, not a curated record
UGUCAGCAGCAGUGCCUUGUUUCGUUCCUCCUUGGUGCAACAGCUAAAGUUUCAACAACGAUGGAUGUAUCCAAACAAACUUCGAGCUCGAAAACCAUCACAACAUCAACGACCAAGAAUGCAUUUGUGCCAAGAAGUGCCGUGACGGUCAAAAUGACGUCAUCGAGUAACACGGUGCGCGGCAUCGGGAAAAACUCCUCGCGGUCGUCUGCUCCACUGGUGUCGUCUGCAAAACAGAACAGGGAGAAGGAAAAGAAAGAGCUUCAGGAUUUGAACCAGCGCUUUGCCAAAUACAUCGAAAAAGUUCGAUUCCUCGAGGCCCAAAACAAAAAGCUGGUCAAGGAACUGGAGACGCUGCGAGGAAGCUGGGGUAAAGAAACCCGUGAAAUCAAGGCAAGGUACCAGACCGAACUGGCAGAGUCCCGGGCGGAAGUUGACGACACCUUGCGGGCGAAAGCGCAACUGGAGAUCAGGGUGCAAUCAGUUCUCGAGGAGAAAGCUGACAUUCAGAAUGACUUCAUCAGUCUCAAGAAAGACUUCGAAAAACUGACCAAGACUUUGCAGGAAGAGCACAACCAGCUAGCGGACUAUGAGUCGGAAGUCGGUCUCAUGCGUAGGCGCGUUGGUUUCCUCGACGAAGAAAACACCCGGCUGAAGAAGAAAACUACCGAGCAAUCUGAUGAGAUUACCAAGUUACGGGCCCUUGUGGACAGUGAACAGCUUGGGAGAGUCCAUGCGGAAAAUAGGGUCCGCAGUUUGGAGGAAGAGUUGGAAUUCCUGAAAUCAGUUCAUGACCAGGAAAUGAAGGAGCUAGGUGCUCUGGCGUACCGAGAUACGACGGCUGAGAACCGUGAGUACUGGAAGAGUGAGCUGGCCGUGGCUAUCCGGGAUCUACAGGCAGAGUACGAGACCAAGGUCGACAUGAUCAAAGCCGAACUGGAGACCAACUAUACGUCCAAGAUCUCGCAGAUACAGUCCGGCAAUGUACGCUCUACACUCGAGGUGGAACAGAGCAAAGAGGAAACCAAGAAGUCACGCGACCGCCUACAAACGCUGCGCAGCCAACUUCUGGACCUUGAGAGACAGGUGGGUCACUGGAAAUCGCUGUACGAGGACAAGAUGACAGAGUUCGAGGAGAGCGAGAGAAACUGGGACAUGCAGAUGACUCAGUUACAGACAAACUAUGCUGAACUGGAGGAAGAGCUGGAACUUGUCCGUGCCGAGCUGGACGAGAUCCUGGACGCCAAACUUAGCAUGGAGCUAGAGAUAGCGGCGUACAGGCGCCUGCUGGAGGGUGACCAAAGUAGUCUUCGUCGGUGUGUUGACGACUGGAUGAAAGUGGAGAAAGGCGAAACUCAGUCCGAGGGAUCCAUCUUUGGAAAAAUUAUCCAUCAAGUGAAGGAUUUCGUGCACCCGGACGACAAACAAUCUUCAGAAAGCAGCAAGUUCUCCAGUCAGCGCCUGGCCUCCGAGAUGUCCAUCAAAACCACUGUACAUAAGACAUCAUCUGGCAAUCUGUCAGUGGACGAGACCAGCCCGGAUAACUCGUACGUUGUCAUCAGGAACAAAGGAGAAAAGGCUGAGAAAAUGGACGGUAUCGUCCUUAGAAGGACUGUGGACGGGGAAGUGAGGACGUACAUUUCAAAUUCAAGAAUCUGACUUUGAACCCGGGAAAGACAAUUCGGAUUGUGACGAAAAGCUUCAAAGGCAAAACCAACACGGACUACGUAUUCGAAGGAGAAGCUGCUGGCAUGGGUAGAAAUGUCGUCUUGUCGCUCUUCAACGAAAAAGGGGAGGAGCAAGCUUCCCUGGUCAUGAAGAACGUAUAUGGCUAGACUCUAACUUCCCGGCUCUGUUGUAUGCACAUCCAGGUCACUUUUUUGCGUUUAACAUAUAUAUUUUAUUACCCAAAACAUAGAAAUGUCUCGAUAAAAGAUGCAGAACACAAUAAAAACUAAUUCACCUCAGUUUUGAAUUAAGUCAAAAUUUCGAUGAUUUUCACGGAUGUAUAUGACUUAAAAUUAGGAGCACUUGGAUGUAACCAAUAUUAUGUUCAGACAAAUGUGUGGAAAUCUGAAAUUCUCCGCACGGUCAUAAACUCUGUAUACCUUUUGAUGUUUUAAAUUUUGAUUUAAUUAAAAAAUUACUUUGCGGAAUUGAGCCCAGUUCAUGUUUAUUAAUCGAGGGUCAGCUACUUUUUCUGGUGUUUUAUGUUUGGUGUUUUACGAAUUAAGUUAUACUACAUCUUGAAGAUUACAUUUUAAUGAUAGGUCAUCAAGGGAAAAUGGAUAUAAAACAUUCUAAUGAUAUUCCGUGACUUAUUCAACAUUCCUGGUGCAGUAAAAAGAUUCUGAAUGGAAGUAUUGUUUCCUUUUAAUU